AUGACCACUCCGACCAAGAAGAAGCGAGGGUCGUGGGCCGACUUGGACUUGUCCAUUGUCGUGGCGCUGGUGUCGCCCAUCGGCAACUGGUUGACUGGCGGGGAUCACAUGAAGAACAUCUUCCUCAUCAUCCUCUUGAUCCUCUACCUGCACCAAAUCAUUGAGAUCCCUUGGCAGCUCUACCUCAGCGCUCGACCCCGCAAGCCAGGGCAUAGUUCCCGCUCUCAGUCACCGCUGACCGAGGAAGACGAGAAGCUCGCCCGCUUCUCCGAGCUUGCCCGGCACGAGCUACGCAGGCACGAGCUUGCGUAUUUCGUCCUUGCGGUAGCGUCGCCAUUCAUCGGUGCGGCGUUCCUUCGCUACGUCCUCUCUGCGCUCGGCGAGCCGAAUACCCUCUCCUGGUUCAGCACAACCCUCUUCGUUCUCGCCACGGGCAUCCGGCCUUGGUCGCACCUGAUAAGCCGCCUGGAAGACCGCACCCGCGAACUGCACACCGCCCUCCAUUACCCGGAUGAGGACUCGCUUAUGCACAAGUACGGGCAGACGAACCGCGUGCUGCAGUCCUCGCUGAAACGCAUCGAUGCGCUGGAGAGCGAGCUCGCCGCCUUACGAGAGAGCGUCCAGCGCGUCGAGCAGCUGCGCGAGGUCUGCGACGAGCUCACGGAAGUCCUCGGCGAAGUGGAGCGCAUUGGGAAGCGCAACGAGCGGAAGGCCGACGCGGGCCGUGCUGCGCAGAGCGUCCGUCUCACGGCGCUCGAGCAGGGUCUGGCGCAGCUGGAGCAGCGGAGACAAAGGGACAUGGCCGCGUUCGAGGCGGUGGGCAUCCACCUCCCGAAGGGGCACGAUCUUCUGAAGCAGGCGCGGUCUUCGCUCGCGACAGCCGUGGACAAGCUGCUGUACGUGCCUCGUGCCAUCAUUCUCUUCGGCUUGGAGGACCCGUACCAGGACCACAAGAACACGAAACACGAAGAAUUCCGGCUCCACCUCCCUGUCAACGGCGCGAACGGCAACGGGGUGAGCCAUCCCCGCAUCCGCAGCCCGGAACGCGAGAAGCACAUGUCACACCUUAUUCCGCGCCUUCCGACCAUCCCGGAGGCAGAGGACUCGGACUCCGAGGAGACGUUCGUCUCGGACAAGGAAGGCACGCCCCCCGACGCGGGUUCCGCGCCCCAAAAGCACGGCAGGCGCAGUAGCAGCAGCGGCUUGUCGUCGUCGCCCCGUUAUAUAAUGAAGACAUUCGGGCAGAAGUCGUUCGAAUUCGCACAGAACGUCGUGCUGUGGCCGUACCGCGUUAGCGUCCGCAUGCUCAUUGUCGUAAUCCCUCCCCUUCGGAACGUUUUGCCCCAUAUCUGA
Dichomitus squalens LYAD-421 SS1 is the source of this 1353-nucleotide messenger RNA. RefSeq lists its product as uncharacterized. Bases 1 to 1353 code for a protein of 450 amino acids. Lineage: Eukaryota; Fungi; Basidiomycota; Agaricomycetes; Polyporales; Polyporaceae. The transcript is spliced from 2 exons. The record is from RefSeq and is a predicted model, not a curated record.